Messenger RNA from Coregonus clupeaformis (lake whitefish), 1754 nucleotides. RefSeq names its product aldolase a, fructose-bisphosphate, a (gene aldoaa). Bases 131 to 1222 code for a protein of 363 amino acids. Gene Ontology annotation, cellular component: cytosol. Gene Ontology annotation, molecular function: fructose-bisphosphate aldolase activity. The record is from RefSeq and is a predicted model, not a curated record. NCBI's taxonomy places the organism in Eukaryota, Metazoa, Chordata, Actinopteri, Salmoniformes, Salmonidae. Gene Ontology annotation, biological process: fructose 1,6-bisphosphate metabolic process; glycolytic process. The transcript is spliced from 8 exons.
CGUCACUUGACAUUUAACAAUACUAGACAUCCUUCUUCAUUGCCUGAUAUUGCAACAGAACGCAUAGCUUCCUCCUCAAACCCGUACAGCUUUUGCUCUAUUAUCUAUUGCGCAGAUAAACUGAGACACAAUGCCUCACUCAUUCCCAUUCCUCUCUACGGAGCAGAAGAAGGAGCUCAGUGAUAUUGCUCAGAAGAUCGUCGCUCCCGGCAAGGGAAUCCUUGCUGCUGAUGAGUCCACAGGCAGCGUGGCCAAGCGCUUCCAAAGCAUCAACGCUGAGAACACUGAGGAGAACCGCCGUCUUUACCGCCAGCUCCUCUUCACGGCCGACCGCGUAGAGCCAUGCAUCGGUGGAGUCAUCUUCUUCCAUGAGACCCUGUACCAGAAGACAGACGACGGCAAGCUGUUCCCCCAGCUCAUCAAGGAGAGGGACAUGGUGGUGGGCAUCAAGGUGGACAAAGGUGUCGUCCCCCUAGCCGGGACCAACGGAGAGACCACCACACAGGGUCUGGAUGGGCUGUACGAGCGGUGUGCCCAGUACAAAAAGGACGGAGCUGACUUUGCUAAGUGGCGUUGUGUGCUGAAGAUCACUGACACCACCCCCUCAGAGCUGGCCAUCAUGGAGAACGCCAACGUCCUGGCCCGCUACGCCAGCAUCUGCCAGAUGCACGGCAUCGUGCCCAUCGUGGAGCCCGAGAUCCUGCCAGACGGAGACCAUGACCUGAAGCGCUGCCAGUAUGUCACUGAGAAGGUUCUGGCUGCAGUGUAUAAGGCUCUGUCAGACCACCAUGUGUACCUGGAGGGCACCCUGCUGAAGCCCAACAUGGUCACCCCCGGACACUCCUGCUCCCAAAAAUACAGCAACCAGGAGAUAGCCAUGGCAACUGUCACCGCCCUGCGCCGCACCGUGCCCCCGGCCGUGCCUGGCAUCACCUUCCUGUCUGGCGGCCAGUCUGAGGAAGAGGCCUCCAUCAACCUGAAUGCCAUGAACCAGUGUCCCCUUCACCGGCCCUGGGCCAUCACCUUCUCCUACGGCCGCGCCCUGCAGGCCUCCGCCCUCAAGGCCUGGGGAGGCAAGCCAGAGAACGGCAAGGCCUGCCAGGAGGAGUUCAUCAAGAGAGCCCUGAACAACAGCAAGGCCUGUCAGGGCAAGUACGUUUCCUCUGGAGACAAGGGCGCCGCCGGCGGAGAAUCCCUCUAUGUGGCCAACCACGCCUAUUAAGUACCCACCCCUUUCAAUAUCAAACCACACCCCCAAUCCCCCACACUAUCCACUCAGCUGAUACAGUUCUGGCCCGACCCCGCCCCCUUCGUGGGUCUAUUCCUGUUACUUGUUUCUUCCCAAAACUCUUUCCCUCUUCCACUUUUUUUUUUUUUUUGCUUUGGACUUGUGAUGUCACUGUUAUGUUAUGUCUAAUGCAGGAGCGUUGUGUGUUUCGUCACCUUUUAUUAAAUUUUAGCACUCAAACCCCUCCUCCCCCAAGAGAAGAAUAUGUGAUCCUCUGCCCCUAGUCACUCCCCCUUCGCUGCUGAGCUUGAGAGCUCCACCUCUUUGUCCCCACCCCCGCUCUGCUUACAAGCUCCUCCCCCAGACUAUCCCUCGUGAUUCAGUGUUGUCAUCUUGAUGAUUCCUAAGUACAUGUUCCUUCUUCUCUCGACUGAAACAACCACUGGAGGAAGACCUUGUAGAGUAUAUUCUUAAUGUAUGAUAUUCUAUACACUGGAAAUAGAAAUAAAGAAUCAUAUUCACUAAA